AUGGUCAAACGAGUACUGGUAGCGUAUUGCGUGGACGUCGAUGCUUGUGCUGGAUGGCUCAACACUAAAGACGGCCAGUUGGCGAAUGCCAGUGAUGUGUCGCGUGGGGUCUUCGGUGCGAAUGCUGGUACAGAUCGCAUGCUCAAGCUGUUCAAAGACAAUAACAUCUUGGCCUCAUGGUACAUGCCAAGUCAUUCGAUCCUGUCUUUCCCCACCCAGAUGGCCAAGGUGCGGGAUGCUGGACAUGAAAUCGGUCUUCAUGGAUACACUCACGAAUUCGUAUCUCGACUGACUGAAGAUCAAGAACGCAAAGUGAUGGCCAAAUCGAUCAAGGUGUACAAAGAGUUCACCGGCAAGCAUCCCAAGGGCUGGGUGGCGCCAGCUUGGGAGAUUUCCCCUCGGAGUAUGCAGAUCCUGCAAGCCUUUGGGAUCGAAUAUGAUCAUUCUAUGAUGCAUCAUGAUUGCCAACCAUACUACGUCUCUGAUAUGCCUCCAAAUACUGUGCAUACAGAUUACUCGAAGGAUCCCGACGAGUGGAUGAUUCCCAUGCCGAAACAUACUUUGACGAAUGUGGUUGAGAUACCGGGAUCAUGGAAUGUGGAUGACUGGCCCCCUAUGCACUUCUCUUCCCGUAAUCCAGGUACUCAUGGCUUCAUAAAUCCUCGCGACAUCGAGGUCCAGUGGAGGGAUCAAUUCGACUUUUUCUAUCGGGAGUACGAUUCUUUCGUCUUCACCAUCAGUUGCCAUCCUCAGGUCAGCGGACGUUCCAAUAUUCAGUUGAUGCAUGAGCGCUUGAUAGCACAUUUGAAGAGCCACGAGGGAGUUGAGUUCAUGACUGUGGCCCAGAUCUGUGAUGAAUUUAAGGCGGGAAAGAUUGCCGGCGUGACAAUUAGUGCGGGAGUCUGA
Molecule: messenger RNA, 906 nt
Organism: Mollisia scopiformis
Lineage: Eukaryota; Fungi; Ascomycota; Leotiomycetes; Helotiales; Mollisiaceae
Product: glucose 1-dehydrogenase
Exons: 4
Coding region: 1-906 (301 amino acids)
Biological process (GO): carbohydrate metabolic process
Molecular function (GO): hydrolase activity, acting on carbon-nitrogen (but not peptide) bonds
Source: RefSeq, a predicted model, not a curated record